Molecule: messenger RNA, 615 nt
Organism: Lentinula edodes (shiitake mushroom)
Lineage: Eukaryota; Fungi; Basidiomycota; Agaricomycetes; Agaricales; Omphalotaceae
Exons: 3
Coding region: 110-571 (153 amino acids)
Source: RefSeq, a predicted model, not a curated record
CCCGUCAUACUACCAAAAACCCACGAAAUCAGGUCGACGACAUUCAACCUGUGUUACUCUGAAUGCGCUCUCAUUUUCAACAGACUGGCAAAUAUUCUCUGCCGGUAUCAUGACUGAUACUGGUGUUCGGGACAUGUUCAUCUCAUCGGUGACAAAGUUUGCCUCAAGUGGGAUGAGUUCACAGCCGCUCACGGAUUGGUACGACGCCGCUUCUGGUAUGUCCGAAACAUUUCGCGCCAGACCUGUUGUCGGGGGACACCUUGCUCUGGUACGUUUCCUUCCUCCUAUGUUCACGGGCGCUAAUUUCUUUCUGUGUCUGUCCCUGGUCUGUCCUAUGUUCCACCUAGUUGGCUCUCAACAGUUCGUCAAUCGCCGAUACUGGUUCAACCAACUCUUCGCCGUCUUCAUCCAACUCGAAUACGGGUUAUGCUACCACAAACAUCAGUGUAGUAUAUCCUCUAAUGGUGGUGCUAGUAUUGGCGUCUCUUUGGUUUGGAUCGUAUGCUUGGUAUAUGUUUAUAUUGUAAUCCAAUAUCAUUUAUUCAAUGUGAAAGUCAAUGUACAUAACUGAUCCCUCGAGGCUCUUAAAGGUUCUUUUUCAAUGCUUCGUGUAAG